Molecule: messenger RNA, 1262 nt
Organism: Haliotis rubra (blacklip abalone)
Lineage: Eukaryota; Metazoa; Mollusca; Gastropoda; Lepetellida; Haliotidae
Cellular component (GO): plasma membrane
Source: RefSeq, a predicted model, not a curated record
AUGGCGGACAAAAGAAUCAUGCAGCAUACCGUAGCAGUGUACACGCUGUAUAUUUUGGUCUGUCGGUGGACGAGUGCUGCGGUUCACUACAGAGAGAACCCCGAGUACUUGCUGGAGCUGUGUGAUACAAAACUGUCAAAUGAUGUUAAAGAUGAAGGGUGUCGAGAGGCCAAGAACGCGACUUUGGUGAAAAGACACACGUUCAUGUCUUCCAUAUGGUGUGCAAAACAGUGUUGGAAAGACAAAUUCAAGUAUUCUCUUGUCAAACGAGGGGACCACUGUCUCUGUUCUCAAGUCCUGGGGAACCAGGUAGACAGCCAAAAGUGUAACAUCCCCUGUCCGUCAGCAAAGGCCCAGAACUGUGGUGGCUAUCACGUGGUGUAUGUCCUCUGUACAGGAUUUGUACCAUUUAACUGGCGACGUCUUCAGAAGAUGUACAACGACGCUAUGAAGUUCAAACAGAAACGGGCACACCAGAGGACGAAGACUAUGGCCAAAUACGACAACGGUAAAUGCAUCAAGUGGACGCCGAAGAAUGCCUUGACAAUCGACUCACAAAUAAUGACCGUCGAGAUGUGCGUCGUCCACUGCUUCCACUACAAAUACGUCUACGCCAUGCUCACGCUCAGCACGUACUGCAAGUGUACAUCUGACUCACCGGAAGUCCAGUCUUCAGGAAGAACCAUGGAGCAGAUUCUGGAGCGAGGCGAGAAGACGUCUUGUACCCGGCCAUGCGGAGGCAACCGGAAACAGAUCUGUGGCGGCGCCAUGGACGUUAACAGCGUCCACCUCACGGGUCACUACGGCUCCAAGGACCACGUCAGCAGCAAGGAGGUCAAGAAGCUGCCAGCUCUUGAAAGCCACUGGAAGAAUUACUUUCUGAAGAAUAAAGACGUGUUGCUGGGCGCUGCCAAGGGGAAUGGGAUCGUGUUGAGAGCGGCCGCAAGUACAACCCCCGGUACUGAUGUGGACAUACUGGACAAAGGGUCCGGCCAUGGAAACAUCACCGCCAAAGUCGUAGCCGUCGUCGCAUGUGUGGGGCUGAUUGGGGUCGUCGUCGCCCUUAUUGUCGUCAUCAAAAGGCGCAAGAAGGAAACUCCCGGACAACAAUCGCAUCGUGGCAAGACGAAAUCGAAGAGGGAUAAAAAGUCAAGGAGGUCAGGCAAAAGGAAGAAGCGCAGUCGGGAUAUGUCAAAGGACGGUUCCAAAGAGAAGAAAAAUAGAAAAAAUAAAAAAUGAAUAAAUCUUGUCAAUUUGUAAAA